Molecule: messenger RNA, 1311 nt
Organism: Acanthochromis polyacanthus (spiny chromis)
Lineage: Eukaryota; Metazoa; Chordata; Actinopteri; Pomacentridae
Product: coiled-coil domain-containing protein 141-like
Exons: 9
Coding region: 1-1311 (436 amino acids)
Source: RefSeq, a predicted model, not a curated record
AUGAAGCUGCAGAACCAGAACCAGCUGCAGACCCAGAACCAGGAUCAGGAUCAGCUGAAGGAUGAGAAGAAGAUCUGCAGGGGAUACGAGGACAGACUGAGGAAGGACCUGCUGUGUGUCUCGGACUUGUUGGACUCAUGCACUCGGGUGGAACUGGGUUCGGACCUUCAGACCUCCAAGCUGCUGCAGAGCUUCAUUCAGGCCAAGCCUCACUUCAGUCAGCUGGAUGCUGAUGUGCAACAGCUGGUCAGCAGCCUGGAGGUUCUGAGAGUCCAGAACCAGCUGGAGGUGACGGAGGAGGAGCUGGAGGAGCUGCUGAAGCUCCAGCGGACAGUGAAAGACAAGAUCCAGCAGAGUGAAGAGAUCCUGGACCUGAGCAGCAGAUUAAACCUCACAGCAGGACAACUGGAGGCGCUGCUGCUCUCUGAACCCUGCAGCUCUUCUCCUGAACAGAACCAACACCAGCAGCAGCAGAUCCAGAACCUGAUGGAGACCAGCUCACUCCUGAAGAACCACAUCUGUACAGCUGGGGCUCCAGGGUUCCGUCUGCAUCAGCUCCACCUCCGUCUGGUUCGUCUGGAUUCUCGGUUUGUUUGGUGGAAGAACGAAGCGGUUCGACAGGAAGAGAAACUGCAGCUGAUUCACCUGCUGCACGAUGACAUCAUCCAGCUUCGUGACUCUUUUAAGGAGCUGAAGAAACGUUUCGGCAAUGUAAAGUUUAACUACCUGAAGAGGAAUGACAGAACCAGGAACAUGAAGGCUGUAAGGAACCAAUUGCAACAGGUGGAGAUGUUCCACGACAAGCUGCAGGCUCUCCGGAGGCGUCUGCAGGGUUUGGUGUCUCAGCUCGGCUCAGAGGCGAAGGUCGGAGGUGUGGCCCGCGAGGUGGACGACGACGCCAAUGAGCUGCAGAGGCAGAUGGGAGAGUUUGAGCAAAGUGUGAACGAGCACAGAAAAACUCUGGACAUGACGUGCAGACUGCAGGAGGCCAUGGAGGAGUACCAGUUCUGGUGCGAGGAGGCCAGCGCUACCAUCGCUCGGGUCAGGAAGUUCUCCUCAGAAUGUCGCAGCACAGAAGCUGUGUCGGUUCUGUACCGACAGUUUGAGAAGUUCGUCUGGCCGACGGUUCCUCAGCAGGAGGAGAGGAUCAGUCAGAUCAGUCAGCUCGCCGUCCGGCUGCACGGGGUGGAGGAAGGUCAGCGCUACAUCAAGAAGACAGUCAGCAAACACUCAGAGAUGGUGGAGUCCAUCAGGGAGCUGAGCAACAGGCUGAUAGAGCUGGAGGCCAAACUGAAGGUCUGCUGUUUCUGA